UAAAGGAAUAUUGGACCAUUUUAGCCUAUUUCAGGUUGAACCCGAAGAACAAAACUAAGAAGAAGAGAUAGAACGAAAGCAGGAAACAGAAGAUGGGAGUAACAAAGGAACAAGUUGAGUCUUCCUUAACUUCAAAAUUGAAGCCUUCUCAUCUGGAAGUGAUCGAUACAUCUGGAGGGUGCGGUGCAAGUUUUGCAAUCGAGAUUGUUUCGGAACAAUUCCAAGGGAAGAGGCUCCUAGAAAGGCACCGGGUAGUGAAUGCUGCUCUGGAAGAUGAGAUGAAACAAAUCCAUGCUCUGUCGAUAAAGAAGGCUCAGACCCCGGAGCAGUGGAAACAACAGCAGGAUGCAGAAAACCCUAAACCAAAUGCUUAGAAAUAUACUAAAAUCGUAAUUCAAACAGUUAAAUAAGAGUUCAUGUAAGUACCUACCCAUGGGGGAGUUUGUGAUGCAUGCCAAACUACUAAUUUCACAUGAUAGAAAAUUAUGGGAAA
Messenger RNA from Hibiscus syriacus, 493 nucleotides. Its product is annotated as protein BOLA2-like. Lineage: Eukaryota; Viridiplantae; Streptophyta; Magnoliopsida; Malvales; Malvaceae. The coding region runs from base 93 to 374 and encodes 93 amino acids. Gene Ontology annotation, molecular function: 2 iron, 2 sulfur cluster binding. The transcript is spliced from 3 exons. Gene Ontology annotation, cellular component: nucleus; cytosol. The record is from RefSeq and is a predicted model, not a curated record. Gene Ontology annotation, biological process: intracellular iron ion homeostasis.